This is a messenger RNA of Rotaria sp. Silwood2, 675 nucleotides long. NCBI's taxonomy places the organism in Eukaryota, Metazoa, Rotifera, Eurotatoria, Philodinida, Philodinidae. The record is from the annotation of a GenBank genome assembly.
AUGACUGAAGAUUUUAUUCAACAAGGAAAUAGCGUAGAAAAAUCUCUUACGUUACGCAUUAAUGACAUACGAAUGCAAAUUCAACAAAAUGGUUUCGAUUUUAAUCAAUUUUUACCGUUUUCAAAUUUCGAAGAUAUCCCAGAAUGUGAAGAUAAUUUAGUUAACUGUAUUGUUGACAGUAAUGAUUUACUAUGGAAUGAUCUUAAUAAUGAACAAUUUCUAGCUGCGGAUACUAUUUUAAAAUCAGUAGUCGGUUCGAAUUCGCAGAAAUAUUUUUACUUAGACGGACCAGGUGGAAGCGGGAAAACGUUUGUGUAUCGUGCUCUGAUUCAAAAAGUUAAUAUCAUUGGCAAAAAAGCAUUAAUCGUUGCAUGGACAGGAAUAGCUGCUACUUUGUUACCAUGUGGAAUCACAUGCCAUUCUGCCUUCAGUUUACCGUUAGACUUUUCUACUAUAAAAUUUCCUAGACUAACUCAAGCCAAAAAAAAAGAAUUUUUGAAAUCGAUAGAUUUGCCUAUUUUGGAUAAAGCUCCUAUGGCUCCAGGUACAGCUUUAGAAAUAGUUGAUUUAAUAUUUCAAGAUUUGAUGGGUAUCCAAAUACCUUUCGGUGGAAAGGUUGUUGUGUUAGGUAGUGACUUUCGGCAAGUUCUGCCAGUCAUUAGAAAAGGAUCUUGA